CCGGGGUGUGGAAAGUGUGGCGGCCCCGCCCCGUGUCUUGGAAUUGCCGCGGCCGCUACCGCUGCCUCCGCUGCAGCCGGAGGGGACCCGCGCCGGUGCGCAGAGAGGAAAGGCGCUCUUUCUUCGCUGAAAGCAAACACAAACUUUUUGCGCAGCUCCUUGGAGAAGCUGCCGCCUUCCCAGCCCACCCAUGGCGGAUGAGAUUGAUUUCACUACUGGCGAUGCCGGGGCUUCCAGCACGUACCCUAUGCAGUGCUCGGCCCUGCGCAAGAACGGCUUCGUGGUGCUCAAGGGACGACCAUGCAAAAUAGUCGAGAUGUCGACUUCCAAAACUGGGAAGCACGGCCAUGCCAAGGUUCACCUUGUUGGAAUUGAUAUUUUCACGGGCAAAAAAUAUGAAGAUAUUUGCCCUUCUACUCACAAUAUGGAUGUUCCAAAUAUUAAGAGAAAUGACUAUCAACUGAUAUGCAUUCAGGAUGGUUACCUUUCCUUGCUGACAGAAACUGGUGAAGUUCGUGAGGAUCUAAAGCUGCCAGAAGGUGAACUAGGCAAAGAAAUAGAAGGAAAAUACAAUGCAGGUGAAGAUGUACAGGUGUCUGUCAUGUGUGCAAUGAGUGAAGAAUAUGCUGUAGCCAUAAAGCCCUGCAAAUAAAUGGGAGCAUCAGACAUGACAAACUGUUUAGGUCUGGAUCAGCUACAGAUCUCAAGUUUGGUUCUAAGUUGUCACCAAAGCUAUGGCCUUCAGAAGCAACCUCAUUUAUCUUUUAAUUGUCUUGAAAUUGUGCUGAGUUAGUUUUGCACGCAAUUAGUAAUUUAAAAAAAUAAUCACGAUGUAUAAUUCUUUUUUUUUUGUAGGUGUUUUUUUUUAUAACAUUCCUGUGGUUGUCAGUAUGUGAGUCCAAGAAACAGACAAGGUAGCUUCUACAGAUGUGAUUUGAGUAUAUCAUUUGUGAAUUUUAGUUAAGUGAUAAAUAAACCAGGGUUUUAAAUCAAACAAUGUAGCAUCCAGUGCUAUCGAAGUACCACAUUUAAGUUGAAUUGUUCUGUAUUAAUUUCAGACCUAACAUACAGAGUAAGCAGAUAAUGGAUUGGAAUUGUCACAGUUUCAGCCGAUGUAUGGCAAGCACAAAUUCUUAAACAAAAAUCCUGUUAUCAAAAAGUGUCAUUGCAAUACCCUGUGUUACCUUGGUCUUACUGUUCUUUGCCAAAUUGUUGGCCGACUUAAUGUAACCUUAUAUAUGGUGAUUUUUAUACCUGCUGUGGUUGACAGGCAGUAAACUGUUGGGUAACUAUUAAAAAAUCAUAUUGUAAAGAAGACACAGGGACAGUGGCAAAAUGAGUUCGUUAAAGUUAUAGUUUUUUAUUUGAGGCCUUUGUAAUCAGAAAGCUUCUAGUUGUACUUUUGCUUUCAGCUUUUGGUCUCUCUCUCUCUCUCUCUCUCUCUCUUUUUCUCUUUCUCCCUCUCUGUAUUUAAAGCAGUGACUUGCUUUGCAAGGUACUAUGCAGUGUUUUUAAUUAUGUUGAUAAAUAUUAUUUAUAGUAGUCAUUCCUUUCCAAGCAUUUGUAAGUAGACUUUUUUUUUAAAUAUAUUUUAUUGACUUUUUACAGAGAGAAAGGGAGAGGGAUAGAGAGUUAGAAACAUCGAUGAGAGAGAAACAUCGAUCAGCUGCCUCCUGCACACUCCCUACUGGGGAUAUGCCCGCAACCAAGAUACAUGCCCUUAACCAGAAUCAAACCCGGGACCCUUAAGUCCGCAGGCUGAUGCUCUAUCCACUGAGCCAAACCAGUUAGGUGUAAGUAGACUUUUUUAACAUCAAAAUAUUUAUGUCAUCUAAAAAAAAAAUAUGUCAGACAAAGACUGGAAAUUCUAACUUCAAAUUGAAACAGUUGUUAAAUGUAUGUACAUUCUUUUCUAGAAUGAAAUGAAUUAUGGAAGAAAAGUUACUUUAUGUGAUAAUCAUUAACUAAAAAGUACUUAUAUAUAGUUUUUCUGAUUGUCACGUGACUUAAUUCAAUUACUCAUGUAAUUAGGAAGAAAUUCUGUAAAACUGAAUUAUUUUUAAAAAGUGUUUUAGGUGACUGCUACAUUUCUGUACACACACACCUUAUUUCCAGAAUUCUAAAUGUUGUCAUAGGGUUUGUGAGGACCUUUGACUCAGUAACAACGAUUAUAUUGGCGUGAAACUCAAAACAAAAUUACUGUUUCAGAAUACCUCCAUUCUCUAUGACUGAUUAUGAGACCUCUCCCAUCAUGCCUCGACUUACACAGGCCUUUAUUCCUAUCCCUAUCAUCUAGAAGAAAAUAUGUGAUACUGCAACUAAUCUAAUCAGUGGCUGGAAAUAGCAUUAAAAACAGAAGAUCCCAAAGUUUUGCUGCUUAAUUUGCUCAUACUUUUAAAUCUUCUUAGCCUCAGCAAACUGAUUUGGAGAAGAAGCAAGAUACUUUAAAGAAAUGCAAAGAGAAUUCUAAAGCACAAGAAAUAUUGAGGUUGCAAUUAAUCAUUUUUAGUGCAGCAUUUUAGCUUUUGCCCAUCUAAAGCACAAUUAAGAAUUAGACUAAAUUCUUUCCAAUAUUCCAUUUCAGUAUCUACUACAUACUAUUCUUGUUUUUUAGUAUUUUAUAAUGUGUAUAUUAUUUGCUAUUGGAUGACAUUAUUACCCACAGGAAUUCUAGAAAGUUAUCCAGCUGUGCUGCUUGCUGGUCAUGCAUAUGACCCCAGUUAACCAUACUAGUGUUCUGGUUUGUAUUAAUUCUGGGUCAGCAUGCCUUUGUUCUUCCUAACUUGUCAAACUUCACAUAAAUAUAUUUUCAAUUGCAAGGUAAGUGUAUGUAAAUUAUAAUAAUGCAUCUCUAUCUUCAGACUUCGAAUGGCAAAAGCUAUUUAUGCACAGAUAAUUCAUGUUAAGCACUAUAAAGAAGUAUAAAUACUUUUCUGACAUGUAAGUAUAGAUUUUAAAGAUAUGGGACUGUUUAUUUUCACAUAAGUCAAUAUGUUUCUCUAGAACAAAAUAUUUCAUUUAGUAAAGCUUUGUAAAUUGUAUUAAAAAGAAGCAAGGAAACAUUUUUUAACAUAAAACAGAAGUGACUUCAUUCUUUUUUGACAUCAGAGAUAUUCAAAGUUGAUUCCUAGUAUUUGUACUUUUUGGUAUUUACAAAUGGUAAAUAUCACAAGUUACCAUGUGUGAAAUGUAGACUGUCAUGUUGAUAAGGCUCUACAGUGAUACACCAUGUUUGUCUUCAGGCAUUUCACCAGUUUAUACACAACAGCAAUUUUCGACCUUGUAUCAUCUCAUGGCACACAUAAACUAAUUGCUAAAAUUCUACGGCACACCAAAAAAUACAUUUUUUUGCUGACCUGGUUUAAAAAAAGAAAAGUAUAAUUUUGAUUCACAACCGACAACUAUUGUUGUGUUGGCUGUUGUCAUUUUUUUCAUUUGACAAUCUAAGGGAAAAGAGGUCAGUGCUCCUGACCAAAUAGUCGAGUAUUGCAUGUUUUAAAAAUUCUUGCGACACACUGGUUGAAGAUCGCUGAUAUACAAUAUUAACAAGUGGAAUAUGUGUUUCUUUCUAGAACAUUUUCUUUGUACUGUGAAGGCUUUGUUAUACCUUAUUUGCUAUAAAGUUGUAUACCCUCUGAAAUAGAUCAAAUCUUUUCUACUUUGACUUAGCAUUCGCAGCAUAAUUAUGAUGUUUCUUUCCUGCUCCCUUCCAAGGGCUGUCAGUCACUUGAAAUUGUUGCUAACCAUGCUCUUGAAUCAGUGUCCACUGAUGAUACAAAAUUCCUUACCAAUGCUUUAUAACAGUUACCAAAACUCUGCAGCAGCCAGAGCAUGAUAUAUCAUUAAUAGAUGCUGCAAUAAAAUGUUUAGUCUAUAAAAUUAGGGACACAGUGUUUCAUUAUUAUAGCACAAUGUGUGUGCAUGUGCACACACAGCUUUGUAUGUUUGUUUUUUUAACAAAGUCUUUCCAAUUCUUAAAAGUACUGUAGUAUGGUAGUGCCUCAAAUGUUGGUAUUUUUUUUUUUUUUAAUUUACGACUUUUUCAGAAUUUGUUUUUGUACUUUCAAGGUUUCUCAAUUAGAUUAUUUCUAGUUGAGCUGUAAUUUGAAUGCAUUGUUCUCAGGGCUGUUUGUGCUAAGAGUUCAAGUUUUAUUAUUUUAAAGAUAACUGCCUAAAAAUAUAUUGCAGAAUUUUCCCAAAUUGCAAUACAUGCAAAUAAAAAAAUCCUUAAUAUCAACAUACUUAAACUACAUGCUAAGUAUUCAAGAAAAAAUGGGGACAUUAGUGACAACUAUACUGGAAUUUUGCCAUAUAUAUAUAUAUACACACACACACACACUUUUUUGUUCAUCUUAGAGUACAGUUUGAUGGUCUUAUCUUAGAACCCUAUCCUUAAUGAUAUAUCUGAAAACAUUUCUUUAGCAUGGACCCCAAAGGUAGUUUCAGUCAGACAUUGAUGUAGUUAGUGGUUCUCAAACAUAUUUAGGGACAACAGAUCAAAAUUCAUAACGCUUGUUUAGGUACACGUUAAAAUGUUUACAUACUGAAUUCUAUUAUAUGAACUAGGAACAGAUUUACUAGGAGAAAAUAUGGCUCUUAAGAAGUGUAAGAGCAAACUAUAGAUAUAUUUCCAUAAUUAGUACAUUAAACUUCCAAUGGCUUAAAAUUUUCUAUCAUUUAGGCAUAAUAUUUCACAGUUUUCAAGACAUUUUUCUCCUAGCAUUCAGACAAGUAGUAGCCAACAAAGCCUGAAAGAAAAUUUAUUGUGGAAAACUUUUAAAUUGAGAAAAUGCAAUUUAUUACCUUUAAUCUAUUAAAUUUUUUCUUUCUGAAUUGGGUAUCAUUAUUUGAUUUUAGCAGGGAACAUUUGGAUUUAGCUUACGGAACACAGAUGUUCUGUGGGAAGGAACAUGACUUGAAGUUAUUAUAUAAUUUAAUAUUUUUCCAUUAAAUAUCUGAACAUCAAUUUAACCACCAAGUGAAGUCAAGUGCCUGAAAAGUGCUGUAUACAUCUAAUUCGUACAUUUUCCUUCUGUGAAUGAUGCAUCUAAUAGCAAUGCAUAUCAGGCUUCCACCUGCUAGAAACACACUUAGUGCCAAACUUGAUCAUCCACCACUAUUCCUCUCCUUAGAACAGGUUGAAACCUAUUUACAAUUGAAAGAAAUGUUCUUUUAUUUAUAUGAAGUCCCUAAAACUAUUUCUUAGUGUUGGUAGACAGGUUUGUUUUAGUUCAAGAGUGCACUUUUAAAAAACUCUGGAUACUAAACUGUUCAGUGCUGACUACACAGCUUGUCAUAAGUCAUAGUUGUGAUCUUUCGUGAGAGGAAUUCUUUAUUGUUAAUAUCUACUACAAAUAAGCAUUCAUCCUUGUUACAAAGUGUAAUGCAAAUUACUGAUUCUACACUAGUAUAAUGAAAAUGACUAGCUCUAUACUCUAUGUACUGUUGUCCUCUCCAAAUAGGAGAUAGUUGAAAUAGUAUUGUCGAAAGGCACUUUAUUAGUAAUACAUUUUAUUUGUCUUAGGAGUAGGAGAACUCUUGUUUUUACUCAUGUUUUAGCUAAAACUUUAAAAUUGUAAGAAAUGUAGAAUGGGUAUUAUAAUUGUGCAUUUUACAUUUCAAAAAGGGUAAAAUUUAAAUGUUAAGUCUUUGGCUAUACUAAAAUAAUUGUUGAAAUUCUUUAAAAUGUAGAUGAAACUUACCAAUUAUAAUUCUGUUACAUUAAAAUAUAUUUGUUAACUUCAUUGGUUAUAUUAAAUAAAAAUAAAGUUAACAGCU
Messenger RNA from Myotis myotis, 5778 nucleotides. RefSeq names its product eukaryotic translation initiation factor 5A2 (gene EIF5A2). The transcript has 5 exons. The record is from RefSeq and is a predicted model, not a curated record. Bases 191 to 652 code for a protein of 153 amino acids. NCBI's taxonomy places the organism in Eukaryota, Metazoa, Chordata, Mammalia, Chiroptera, Vespertilionidae. Gene Ontology annotation, biological process: positive regulation of translational elongation; positive regulation of translational termination. Gene Ontology annotation, molecular function: ribosome binding; RNA binding; translation elongation factor activity.